GUGUCUGCAUCCUUCAGUGCGUCUGAGCGGCUGACUGUGCCACAUAUCGGGAGCAAUGUCUGUCAUCGGCAGUUACAGCGACUUCUCCAGCAGGGGAGGGGGAGGGAUCUCCAUGGGAGGCUGGGGGUCUUCGGCCGGGUCCUCCCGAAUGGGCAUGUCGGUGCUGUCUCGCCAGAGCGGGAGCGUCUACGGUGGGGCGGGGGGCAAGGGCACCCGCAUAUCCUCCUCCAUGGGCAUGUCCUCCAUGGGCAUAUCCUCCUCCAUGGGCAAGCUGGGCUCCUCGGACGGGGGCUUUAGCUUCGGUGGAGGCGGAAGUGGAGGCGGCGGCUUCGGCGGCUUCUCCCUGGAGGCCAGUGGCGGAGGGGGCUCCUUUUCCAUCAACGAGAAGCAAACCAUGCAGAACCUGAACGACCGCCUGGCCCGGUACCUGGAGCGGGUCCGCACCCUGGAGACCGCCAACGCCAAGCUGGAGGAGCAGAUCCGAGCUUGGGGGCUCAGCCGCACCAAAGUCUCCACCCAGGACAUGAGCGUCCACCGCACCACCAUCAACGACCUUCGUAGUAAGAUCCUGGCUGCUGCUGCUGUGAACCUUGAAAUAAGUGUUCAGAUUGACAACGUCAAACUGGCUGCUGAUGACUUCAGAAUCAAGUUUGAGAAUGAGCUGGGUAUCCGACAGUGCGUGGAGGCGGACAUCAUCGGACUCAGGAAAAUGAUGAGCGACCUGGUCUUGGCCAAACAUGACGUACAGCUACAGUUAGAUGGGGUGAAGGAAGAAAUUGCUUAUCUGACCAAGAACCACGAAGAGGAGACCGUGUCCUUCCGUGCCCAGCUGAGCGGGCAGGUGCAGGUGGAGGUGGAUGCUGCCCCUUCAGCAGAUCUCAACCUGGUCAUAGAUGAGAUCAGGGACCAGUACGAAUCCCUGGUGGCCAAGAGCCGCAGAGAUGUCGAGGCCUGGUUCAAGACCAAGUCAGAAACAGUGCAGCAGGACCUGAAGGUGAACACAGAAGUGCUGCAGACCAGCAGCGUGGAGCUAAAGGACAGCCAGAGCAGCAUGCGCAACCUGGAGCUGGAGUUGCAGGGCCUACUCUCUAUGAAAGCGUCCCUGGAGGGAACCCUGGCAGAAACAGAGGCCCGUUUCUCUGCCCAGAUGGUCAGCCUGCAGGCCACAGUGACGGGGCUGGAGGACCAGCUGGUGAAGCUGAGGGGCGACAUUGAAUUAAACAGCCAGAAGUACGAGGACCUGCUCAACAUCAAGAUCCGGCUGGAAAUGGAGAUCGCAGAGUACAGGAGGCUUCUGGAGGGAGGGGACAUAGGGUUAAUCUCCGAGAGCAAGGUUCGCCUGGAAAGCUCUAUUAUCGGGCUGGAUACAAAACUUGGAACCGUUGAAACUGAAUCAACUCGUGAAGCCUCAUCAGUAACAAUUCAUGAAUCCUCAUCAGUAGGAGCUCCUGAAUCCUCAUCAGUAAAAAUCAAGAAGGUGGUCACUGUGGUUGAGGAGAUGAUUGAUGGGGUGGUCGUAAGCUCCAAUUCCGCAAUCAGCAGCACCAUCCUCGAUGCAGGUACCCCAGGCCUAAGCGUACUGGAGGUAGAAGAAGCAAGAAUCUCUCCGGUACCAGAGUAACCCCACUCCCCAAUUCUGAGGAAGAUGGAGGUUUUCACCCAGGUCCUGGAGACAGCCCAUGUAUACAUUACCUCCUGGAUUUAUUAAAUAAAGUUUGGCAAGUUUAGUGAU
This is a messenger RNA of Anguilla anguilla (European eel), 1732 nucleotides long. Its product is annotated as keratin, type I cytoskeletal 13-like. The record is from RefSeq and is a predicted model, not a curated record. The transcript is spliced from 8 exons. The coding region runs from base 56 to 1621 and encodes 521 amino acids. Gene Ontology annotation, molecular function: structural molecule activity. NCBI's taxonomy places the organism in Eukaryota, Metazoa, Chordata, Actinopteri, Anguilliformes, Anguillidae.